Messenger RNA from Tachysurus fulvidraco (yellow catfish), 3353 nucleotides. RefSeq names its product protein tyrosine phosphatase receptor type N2 (gene ptprn2). The transcript has 23 exons. Gene Ontology annotation, biological process: protein dephosphorylation. The coding region runs from base 240 to 3293 and encodes 1017 amino acids. The record is from RefSeq and is a predicted model, not a curated record. Gene Ontology annotation, cellular component: secretory granule. Gene Ontology annotation, molecular function: protein tyrosine phosphatase activity. NCBI's taxonomy places the organism in Eukaryota, Metazoa, Chordata, Actinopteri, Siluriformes, Bagridae.
GUGAAGGGGCGUGGCUGUGCUGGUGGUCGCUGUCCGUGGUACUGAAUCCGCGCGCUGACCGGACAGACCGAGAGAGAGCGCGAGAGAGUUCAGUAUCUCUGUCCGUCUCAUUAAGUCUGUGUCUUCCUCUUCAUCCUGUCGGAGUGAGUGUGUGUGUGUGUGUGUGAGUUUGUGUGUGUGAGUGAGUGUGUCUCCGUUACCGGGACACGGCGGCGCGGUCGGUGGAGCAGGAUAGCAGGAUGGAUACCAGGGUUCCGGUGUCUGUGCUCCGGUUUACGCUGCUGCUGCUGAUCCUCCACCUGAGCGCCGCAAGCACCAAACACGGCUGUCUCUUUGAGGAUGAUCUAUGUGAGCCACAUGAAGUUUGCAUCAAUGAUGCUGUGUUUGGUCAAUGUCAGCGAUUUCCUGUUUCAAUUCUUUACACUUACGACGCAUCUCCAGCGGCUCUGCAGCAUCUGAGGAACCUCCUUCAACAACUCGCUCAAGAAGGUUAUACAUGGCAAGAUGAUGCUACACAGCAGGUGAUUUCCAGAGAACUGCUAGCGUUGCCUAAAGUCCCCCUACGACGCCUCGGCAAAAACUUUCCUGCUUACAAGUUACGGGCUCAGUCUAGCCAUGGUGACAACAGGAAGUACCUACAGGAACUUGGCUUCUUACCUGCAGAUGUCACCACCUCCAAACAAGGACUUCAAGGCAAGUACAAAAUUAAAGGAAUGUCUGAUCUCCUGGAUUUGAUCAUAGAACCUAAAGCACGGCCACCUCCACGACCAUCCACCUCGCUCCUUCAGCCACGUCCAGGCCCCAAACACCAAUACUGGCCUGGACUUAAACCAGUGGACCGAACUGCGCUCCUGGACCAAAACGGGCUUCUCUCCGAGCUGCAGCAGUACCUGCAGUCAGAGCCAAAAGAACCACCUGCAGCUCCAUCUCAGAAGGAUCUCCAGCACUUCCAGCUUCAGCAUAGUUCUCCUGCCAAAGCAGGGAAAGUUCCAGGUGAUUUAAGGCGACCUCCUCGACCCAGAAUUGACAAACUCUUGUUUAGGUCAGGAGCAAACCGGCCAAAAACUCAAGACUCCCUCAGCUCAGUGGAUGAGAAGUUCAUCCAAGGUGUGGUGAAGAAGCUCGGACAGCAGAGCGUUAACAUGGACACCCUGAGCCUGAACGACCUUGACCAGCUUUCUGAGGUCAUCACUCAGGCCCUGCAGGUGGUAGAUGAUAGCGAAGGGGUCAAAGGUCGUGAGGUAACGGUAGAUGAUGAUGAUGAUAAUGAUGCAAUGAAGAAGGAGCCACAUGCACAAGGGCAGCUUAAAGAAAGAUCUAGACAGGAUCUCCCAGCCAAAGAUGGGCAGACUAAAGAAAGCAAGCCAGCAGCAGAGGGAAAGGAUAAAGUUUUUAUCAGUCAGCUCCUGGACUUCCUGGACAGGAACUCCAGUCCUGAGGCUACUGAUGAAACGUCCCUCCUGGACCCUCUCAGUCUCCCACAAACACCUGCAGGUCUGAAAUCAGCUGGAGUGGAGAUUGUUCAGAGUCGCACCACUCAGACCAGCGUGGACUUAACCAAGAAGAAGAUGGAGCCAGACACAGUGGAUCUGCACCUCACAGGAGAUGCCGAGGUGGAGCAGUGGCUGCGUGGUGAAGAUGACGUGGAUGCAGAUGCUCGGCGCAAGGAGAACCACACAGAGGAAGGGGAAGUGGAGAAGAAAGGUGGACAUGUGGAGAAAAAGUUCAGGGUGGAUGUGACGGCAUACUCCACCCCUCGGCGUGACGAAUACUUCGGCUACAUCAUCACACAGGACUCUCUUUCCACUGAUCAGGGUCUUAACCUGAUGGAAACCUUGGCUAAGAGAGCAAACCUGCGUGUAACCGACUUCCUCCAGCUCUCGGUUCUUGGUCCUGCUGUAACAUUCAGAGUGAAGCCCAACGCUGGGAACAUCACCACAGCACUGCUGGCCCGAGUGGCAGCUGAGCAAAAAGGCCAGUUGGAGAAGGAAAGCGGUGUGAAGAUUUUAGAAGCUGGACUGAGUGAUAGGUCCAAGCUAAAUCACAUCCCUGUGGUCAAGCAAAGCCGGCUGGAACCCAGCAACUUCCUGCUUCUGGUCCUGUUCUCCAUGACGUUUGGUGCCGUGGUGCUCGGCCUGUCAGGGGCGCUCUUCUGCAUGCGCCGCCGCUCCGGGUACGAACUGAAAGAGAAGCUGGUUGGCAUGGCAACAGACACCGGGAACGAUGCCACAACGACCUAUCAGGAUCUGUGUCGUCAGCGCAUGGCAGAGCGCAGUUCAGAUGUUUUCCAUCACACCACACACACGUCACGUAUCAACAGCGUGUCAUCACAGUUCAGUGACGGAGCGACUCAGAGUCCAUCAGCACGGAGCAGCACGUCAUCAUGGAGCGAAGAACCUGCACACAGCAACAUGGACAUCUCUACAGGACACAUGAUCCUGGCGUAUAUGGAGGAUCAUCUGCAGAAUCAGGAUCGUUUGGAGAAGGAGUGGGUAGCUCUGUGCGGUUAUCAGGCCGAGCCGGCCGUGUGUUCGUCAGCUCAGGAUAAAAACAACACCAAGAAGAACCGUCCCAACUGCGUGCUCACAUACGAUCACUCCAGAGUGAUGCUGAAGGCAGAGAAUAACCAGAGCGGCUCGGAUUACAUAAACGCCAGCCUCAUAAUGGACCAUGACCCUCGUAACCCCGCCUACAUCUCUGCACAGGGUCCUCUGUCAUCUACAGUGUCUGACUUCUGGCAGAUGGUGUGGGAGAGUGGCUGCGUGGUGAUCGUCAUGCUAACGCCGCUAUCAGAGAAUGGAACCAAACAAUGCCACCAGUACUGGCCGGACGAAGGGUCUGACCUGUACCACAUCUAUGAGGUCAACUUGGUGUCAGAGCACAUCUGGUGCGAGGACUUCCUGGUGCGCAGUUUCUACCUGAAGAACAUCCAGACCAAUGAGACGCGUACCGUAACACAGUUCCACUUCCUAUCCUGGAUGGAUCAGAAUGUUCCUGAGUCAGCUCGAACCCUGCUGGAUUUCCGUAGAAAGGUUAACAAGUGUUACAGGGGACGCUCGUGUCCCAUAAUCAUCCACUGCAGUGAUGGGUCAGGAAGAAGUGGGACAUACAUCCUGAUAGACAUGGUACUGAAUAAAAUGGCUAAAGGUGCUAAGGAGAUUGAUAUUGCUGCCACUCUGGAACACCUGAGAGAUCAGAGAGCAGUCAUGGUGCACACCAAGGAGCAGUUUGAGUUUGCGCUGACUGCUGUGGCUGAGGAGGUGAAUGCCAUCCUCAAAGCUCUGCCACAGUGACGAAGCUUCUACACACACACACACACACACACACACACACACACACACACACACACACAC